AUGGUUUUGACGCGUGUGUUCCGUGCCGUGAGUCGUUCGACCUUGCUCAAUGCGGGUGUCGCUAGCGGUGGAGGGCCACAGGGACAGCUGGUACGACUGCCGCUGCUGCGCCGCAAGUAUACGUAUCGCAGCGGUGCCCUAAAACCGAUGCCCGAAAUCACACCGUUCGGUUUAUUUGGCGUAAUCUGCACCGUCAUACCGGGACUGUUGAUUGGGGCCACCAUCAGCAAGAACAUGGCCAACUUUCUCGAGGAGAACGAUCUGUUUGUGCCAUCGGAUGAUGAUGAUGAUGACGAUUAGACGAGCCGUACGCGCACACCCG
This is a messenger RNA of Anopheles maculipalpis, 322 nucleotides long. RefSeq names its product essential MCU regulator, mitochondrial (gene EMRE). The coding region runs from base 1 to 300 and encodes 99 amino acids. Gene Ontology annotation, biological process: mitochondrial calcium ion homeostasis; calcium import into the mitochondrion. The transcript has a single exon. The record is from RefSeq and is a predicted model, not a curated record. NCBI's taxonomy places the organism in Eukaryota, Metazoa, Arthropoda, Insecta, Diptera, Culicidae. Gene Ontology annotation, cellular component: mitochondrial inner membrane; uniplex complex.